This is a messenger RNA of Coniosporium apollinis CBS 100218, 1881 nucleotides long. RefSeq lists its product as uncharacterized. The record is from RefSeq and is a predicted model, not a curated record. The coding region runs from base 1 to 1881 and encodes 626 amino acids. Gene Ontology annotation, cellular component: membrane. Lineage: Eukaryota; Fungi; Ascomycota; Dothideomycetes. Gene Ontology annotation, molecular function: ABC-type transporter activity; ATP hydrolysis activity; ATP binding. The transcript is spliced from 6 exons.
AUGGACUACAUCUCGGUGCCAGACGUCGAGAAAAGCGGAGGAGACUAUGCUCACCUUACCAACACGACCAUUCAAGGCUUUAGCUGGGAGGGUGUGUCUGUCACUAUGGAGGAUAGAGUCACGAAGCUGCCGAAGACAAUUCUGUCUGACAUUAGCGGUGGCUUGAAAGCUGGCGAACUGCUCGCAAUUAUGGGUCCCAGUGGCUCUGGAAAGACGACUUUACUUGAUGUUCUAGCUCACAGAGGGACGACCGGAAAGGCUACAGUCAAGAAGUCAUUAUAUGUCAAUGGCAGCCAAACAUCGCUAGGGGAUUUCCGGCGCAUAAGCUCCUACGUAGAACAGGAGGACGCGCUUACAGGCUCGUUGACAGUGAAGGAGACGCUUUACUUCGCCGCCAAAUUAUCGCUUCCUAGUACCGUAAGCAAGAUAGAGCGUACGCAAAGGAUCGAGGCCCUUCUAGCAGCAUUUGGACUCCAAAGUCAGGCGAAUACCUUGAUCGGCACGCCCAUCCGCAAAGGUAUCAGUGGCGGCCAGAAGAGGAGAGUGAGUGUGGCCAGCCAGCUCAUAACCAGUCCGAAGAUACUUUUCUUGGACGAGCCUACAAGCGGGCUGGAUUCGGCGGCAAGCUUCGAGGUCAUCUCCUUUGUAAGGAGCAUUGCGAAGCAACAUGGGAUCCUGAUCAUCGCCAGCAUACAUCAGCCAUCCACAUCCACCUUCGCUCUCUUCGACAAGCUACUUCUUCUCUCGAGCGGCAGGAUUGCAUACAAUGGCACUAUCGCGGACGUCCAACCAUACUUUGACUCGCUGGGAUAUAGCAUGCCUCUAUACAUGAACCCGGCUGAGUACGUUAUUGACUUGGUGAACAUUGACUUUGCGCGAGACACAGAGAGGGCCCACCUGCAGCUGGAGAAGAUACAGUCAUCAUGGAGUAAAUCGCCAAACGCCACAACAAUUGUACAUGAAAUCGGCGGGGAGACGGCUCCCCGGGAAACUACCCCUACGGUUGUUGCUGAGGAAUAUGGCUCCGCUAACAAGCUCCUGCUCCCGUUUACACUCAUCCACCGCUCUUUCAUCAAGAGCUACAGGGAUGUCGUAGCGUAUGGCAUCCGUGUAGCAAUGUACAUGGGCCUCGCGAUUAUGAUGGGAACAGUGUGGCUCCGUCUUGAUACGGAUCAAAAGAACAUCCAGUCGUUCAUAAAUGCAAUUUUCUUCGGAGGAGCCUUCAUGUCUUUCAUGGCGGUCGCGUACAUUCCGUCAUUCCUAGAAGACCGGUCUUUGUAUGUCAAGGAACGAGCGAACGGCCUCUACGGACCUACGGCAUUCAUGAUAGCGAACUUCAUCAUCGGCCUCCCAUAUCUGUUCAUCAUCUCCCUCCUUUUCUCCUCGAUAACCUACUUCCUCUCCAACUUCCGGCCGACCGCCACCGCUUUCUUUACUUGGGUCAUGUACCUGUUCCUCGACCUAAUCGCCGCCGAAUCCCUUGUGAUACUGAUUUCAAGCCUCGCUCCCAUCUUUGUCGUGGCCCUUGCCGCAACUGCGUUUGCCAACGGGCUUUGGAUGAGCGUUAUGGGGUUCAUGGUCGAGCCAAAAACCCUCAAUGUGUUCUACAGAUACGUGUUCCAUUACAUCGACUAUCAGGCCUAUGUCUUCCAGGGCAUGAUGGUGAAUGAGUUUGCGGAGAGGACGUAUGACUGCGGCAAAGAUUGCCAGUGCAUGUAUGUGAGCGACUUGGCCGACCAGUGUAAAGUUGAUGGGAAGGCGGUGUUGGCAGUGUAUGGGUACAGGCAGGAUAGGAAUGGCUUAUGGGUGGGCAUAUUGCUGGCGAUUGUGCUAGGGUACCGGCUUCUCGGAUGGCUGGUACUGCAUCUUCGCCGGACCUAG